This is a messenger RNA of Diorhabda sublineata, 1038 nucleotides long. RefSeq names its product ATP synthase subunit b, mitochondrial (gene ATPsynB). The coding region runs from base 152 to 907 and encodes 251 amino acids. Lineage: Eukaryota; Metazoa; Arthropoda; Insecta; Coleoptera; Chrysomelidae. Gene Ontology annotation, molecular function: proton transmembrane transporter activity. The transcript is spliced from 4 exons. Gene Ontology annotation, biological process: proton motive force-driven ATP synthesis. The record is from RefSeq and is a predicted model, not a curated record.
AUGUGAUCCUGUCAAUCGGAUCGUACAUUUCCGUGAAUUAACGUCGUUUAGUUAGUGCUUGGUUGGGUUGUCACCUAAUUCCAACAUUUUACAUCAAAAUUUUAAGUAUAUAUUAAUUCCAUAAACCUACUGAUCAAUAAAAAAUAAUAAAAUGCUUUCUAGAGUUGCAAUAUUGUCGGGGCAAACCUCAAAAUCCCUUCUUGCAACCUGUUUAAGGGCUACAAGUACGUCUGCGGUUAACACUCAAGUUGCUAAAACCGAUGAAAAAUCAAGUGAAGUUACAUUUUCUAGACCUGUGAGACAGGAACCAGGAAAAGUACGAAUGGGAUUUGUACCAGAAGAAUGGUUUCAAUUCUUUUACAAAAAAACUGGUGUUACAGGACCCUACACAUUUGCUUUUACUCUAUCCACUUAUUUGGUCAGUAAGGAGAUCUACGUUUUGGAACAUGAAUUCUACAAUGGACUUUCUUUCUUAAUCAUGUGGGUUGUUGGUAUUAAAAUGUUUGGACCAAAAUUGGCAGCAUAUUUAGAUAAAGAAGUUGAUGAAUAUGAAAAAGCUUGGAACCAGAGCCGGGUGGACCAGAAAGAAGCACUCAGUGAACAAAUUGCAGAUGAAGAAAAAGCUCAGUGGAGUAUGGAAGGUCAAAAUAUACUAGUUGAAGCUAAACGUGAGAAUGUAGCUCUUCAAUUAGAGGCCAAUUACCGUGAUCGUAUCAUGAAUGUAUAUUACGAAGUCAAGAAACGUUUGGACUACCAAGUUGAGAAACAAAACAUUGAACGCAGAAUUACUCAAAAGAAUCUUGUGGAUUAUGUAGUAGCAAAAGUCAUGUCGUCAAUCACUCCCGAUCAAGAAAAACAGAAUAUUAAUAAAUGUAUCAGUGAUUUAGCUUUGUUAAGUAAGGCUUAAAUAUGGAUAAACUUAUUUUGUACAGUUUUUAAGUAAGAGAAAAGUGUAGCAUACCAUCUUUUAAUUCUUAUUUUUUGUUAUUAAUCUUGCAUUAUACACUGUAAAACAUAAUAAAUUAUUCAGAGAAUUAA